This is a messenger RNA of Plutella xylostella (diamondback moth), 1922 nucleotides long. It is a transcript of the gene Paf-AHalpha, whose product is annotated as Platelet-activating factor acetylhydrolase alpha. NCBI's taxonomy places the organism in Eukaryota, Metazoa, Arthropoda, Insecta, Lepidoptera, Plutellidae. The record is from RefSeq and is a predicted model, not a curated record.
ACCGAUCAUAGACAAGUUUAUUUUUCUCUAUGGUCAAUGAUCGGUGACUGACAGGUGACAGUAGCUGUCAAAAAUUUUGAGUUUUUCUUUUUGUUCAAGAAUAUUUAUUUAAAAUCGUAACGUAGCCGUAGUUGCUAUUUAGUGCUAGAUUCUGCAUUAAUUCUUGAUUUUGCAGUACUAAUUGUAAGGUAUUAUCAUGAACCCUUGUUCAGUAGCUGCACCGCAGCAUGACAGUGAUGGCGAUGGAAGAUGGACAAGCAUACACAAUCGUUUCCUGUCUGAUGCAAAAGGAAAAGAUGCAGAUGUAAUUUUUAUUGGUGAUUCCAUUUUACAAGCCCUGGAACAUACAGAAGUCUGGAACCAGUGGUUUGCCCCUCUACACUGCCUGAACUUUAGCAUUCAUAAUGAUCAAACACAAAAUGUUUUAUGGAGGAUUCAAAAUGGUGUUCUUGAUUACGUGGAACCAAAAAUAAUAGUGCUGCAUGUUGGAACUAACAAUAUUGACCACACACCAGAAGAAGUGACUGAAGGUAUUCUGGAAAUCAUUAGAACUAUCAAAGAGAAACAACCAAAUGCAUAUAUUGUGCUACCCAGUUUACUUCCUCGAGGUCAGCAUCCAAACAAACUUAGAGAAAAAAAUGCAAAAAUCAAUCAACUUUUGAAAGAAAAAGUUUCCAAUAUAAAUAAAGUUGAAAUGGUCACCAUAGACAAGGGUUUUGUGCAAUUAGAUGGCACCAUCAGCCAUCAUGACAUGCAUGACUACCUCAUACCCACCAAUGCGGCAUGUCGGAAGGCCUUUGAGCCAAUUCAUGACAUUCUGCAACAGUUGCUAUCUGAAGGAGAGCCGGAGAAAGACUUGACACCUUCGGAAUAACAUUGUCUACUGAAGGGAAUAGCUUUACUUGCAGCAAGCUCAGUGUCAUGAACAAGAAGGUACUUAAAGUUGUAGCUAUUUAGCUUUUUUAUUCUAGGCUUAAAAUAUUAUUAUGAGUCUGUUAUUUAUUAUUUCUUAUUUAGUAAUAUUUACUUCAACAUUCCAAAUUUUACACUGUUUGGCUGUGUUUCCAAGAAACAUUUUAAAUUAGUUUUUUAGACAUAUGUACCAAUAGCAAUGAAAUGUGCUCAUAAAAUUCCAUUUAGAUUUAAGGAAACUUUUUAAAUAUGUAUUUGCCUUGGAAUUAAUAGUUCUAUAUGUGCUUUUGAUUAGAUAAGUACCAUUAUAGUAUACAUUUUCUAGGGGUUAGUUUUUGAGUUUAAGCUGAUAACAGUAUGAAAUAGCUGAAAUUUUUCAGCUUCAAUGAAAUGAACUACUUACUCACAUAAUCUAAUUUGAACCAAAGAUUAUUUAUUUUGUACUACUUACAUAUUUUCUGGUGUAUGGAAAUAUUAUAUUUACCAUUGCAUUGGUUUCAAACUGUCUGAAUAAAAGUUAUCUGUGGGAUGUCAUAAAACUAUAAUUUUCUACACACAUAUAUUUUAUCCACAAUGUAAAAAGCAUGGUGUUUUCCAUUACCUACAUUGUGAAAUAGAACUUUAAUCUUAUGUAUUUUAUCUCUUUGUGAAAGUGUUCAGGCAGGCCCUCUACUUGUCAGUUGUAUGAGUAUUGUAUGCUACUUACCUCAUACAAUUACUCCUUUGUACUAAUAAUUAACAGACAUAAUGCAGUAUUUUUUAUAUGAUUAUGAUUACAUAAUAAGUCAUUGCUGGGAGGCUUAUGUACUUAAUAGGCAUUGUAUCAUGGUAGUUACUCUAGUAUUGGUACUGAUGUACUCUGUUGCCAAACUUAUUGCUUGAAUCUCAGAACUUUUCUAUAAGUAGGUAUUCUAGUAUUUAUUUGCAUGAAAAGCUUAUAACAAUUAUGUACUAAGAAUAGUGCAAUUGAUUGGAUACAUUUUUAUAUUAUAAAAAAAUCCUACACUUAA